Molecule: messenger RNA, 865 nt
Organism: Drosophila miranda
Lineage: Eukaryota; Metazoa; Arthropoda; Insecta; Diptera; Drosophilidae
Exons: 3
Coding region: 165-800 (211 amino acids)
Source: RefSeq, a predicted model, not a curated record
CCGAUCUGGGCGCCGCAUGUCUCUCCGUGAUCGGGAAAGUCCUGCCAACCGACUACCGCCGGAAAGAAGGACAUCAAUUUUUCCACGAUUUUCGAAAAAAAUCAUGAUGGUUUAAAUCAUUAAAUUUGUCAAAAAUCGGCCUCGUUUUCGUUGUCGAGAUUUUGAUGCUAAGGCUAAGGAAGAUGCGCGAUGAGUUGUCUGAGACACGUCUGAACUUAAUCCUGGAGCAACACACAUAUUCACAUAUUAAAACGAAAGUGGAAGAAAUGGACACCAUUUCGGAAAACCUCACUAUGCACAGAUAUCUGUCAGUCGAAGCUCAGGUUGAGAAUUUGAGCAGGACAUUGGAGUCCAAAAACUUAAGCAUUGUAAAAUCGUCCAGCCUCAUCAAUAGCAAGCUCCAUUCAGUGUCCCAUCUAAGGUGUCGUCGAAAGACAUUGAGCCGGAAACUUUCCGCGGCCCAGUGCAUACUCGGGUCCCUGAGGCAGAAAUUCCAGGACCUGCGGCUCAAGGCCUAUCGGUGUAACACGGUGCAGAACAAGCUAUAUAAGUGUCUCGAUGAUGUACGCUACCAAGGUGGUAUUAUGUUAUAUCCCCAGCUCAUGACGGAUUAUGACAAGACGCUGGAGUUAUUUGCCAAAAAACGAUCUGAGAUCGAGGUUCUAAGGGCGCAGCAUGAUAUUCUUAUCGAAAGAAUCGAAACGAUCGAAGAGGAGCUUAGAAUUACACUGAAAAAUCGUAAGGGAUCUAGCAAUCAACUUCGCGCUUCCACUCUAGUUGACAGAAUGGCAAAGAUUUGAGUGCUUAGAUCACGCUCUUGGUGAAACGAGAGAAUCAAUGCCAAUAAAUAAAAAACAUCUUUUAA